Molecule: messenger RNA, 5083 nt
Organism: Gavia stellata (red-throated loon)
Lineage: Eukaryota; Metazoa; Chordata; Aves; Gaviiformes; Gaviidae
Gene: RABGAP1L
Product: RAB GTPase activating protein 1 like
Exons: 27
Coding region: 150-3311 (1053 amino acids)
Source: RefSeq, a predicted model, not a curated record
CGGCGGCAGAGCGGGGAGCACGGCUUGGCCGCCAGCGAGUACUUCAAAACCUGCUGAAACCCUGCGGAGUGGGUAUGGCACUCUGAAUGAAACGGACUUGGCAACGCUGCUCCUUUGUCCUUGUGGCAGGAGGAGACUACUGACCUGAGAUGGAAGUCAAAACAUCAUUUAGCAAAACCAGUAGGAUUCCUGAAACUGUAUCCCCAUUAAUUAAUGAAGAAUUUGUCCUGGUUCAUCAGCAAUCUGAGGACACCUCUGGAAAAGAUGAAAAACCUCAGCUAAAGGUAUUUUCCAAUGGAGAUGAUCAGCUGGAGAAGGCAAUGGAAGAGAUACUGAGGGAUUCUGAAAAAGACCAGAACAAUUUCACUGCUCUCCGAGAAGGUUCCAAUGAUGCAAGCAGCCAGGCAGCUGGAGAUGGGUCAGCAGGUCAAACAAAUCAGCCAUCUUUGCACCUUGUUUUAGACCCUUCUACUACAGAAAUCUCUGCACCAAGGCCAUCUUCUCCCAGUGAACCCCCGGAAGAGGACAGCGUAUUGUUUAACAAACUGACUUAUUUAGGUUGCACAAAGGUGUCUGCCCCUCGAAAUGAACCGGAAGCUCUACACGCCAUGGCAAACAUGAAAUCCUCAAGUCAGGCCCCUUUACCUGUAACGCUUUAUGUUCCAAACAUUCCAGAAGGGUCUGUAAGAAUAAUAGAUCAAUCAAGCAAUGUGGAGAUAGCAUCUUUUCCAAUCUAUAAGGUGUUGUUUUGUGUGCGUGGACAAAAUGGGACUUCAGAGAGUGACUGUUUUGCAUUUACUGAAAGCAGCUGUGGAACAGAAGAGUUCCAGAUUCAUGUUUUCUCCUGUGAGAUUAAAGAGGCAGUCAGCCGAAUUUUAUAUAGUUUCUCAACAGCAUUCAAACGUUCUUCCAAACAAGCAUCUGAUCAUGUUAAGGACUUUGUUCUUCCUACUCCAGAUAGUGAUGUAUACACUUUCAGUGUUUCCUUAGAAGUCAAAGAAGAUGAUGGAAAAGGAAAUUUUAGUCCUGUGCCAAAGGAUAGAGAGAAAUUGUAUUUCAAGCUUAAACAGGGAAUUGAGAAGAAAGUGGUGAUUACAGUUCAGCAACUCUCGAACAAGGAACUGGCAAUUGAAAGAUGCUUUGGGAUGCUACUAAGCCCUGGACGAAAUGUGAAGAACAGUGACAUGCAUUUACUAGACAUGGAAUCCAUGGGAAAGAGUUCUGAUGGCAAGGCUUAUGUAAUUACUGGAAUGUGGAAUCCUAAUGCACCCAUGUUUCUAGUACUUAAUGAGGAAACUCCUAAAGAUAAGCGUGUAUUCAUGACUGUGGCAGUGGAUAUGGUUGUUACUGAAGUAGUAGAGCCAGUCCGGUUUUUGCUGGAGACUGUUGUGCGUGUGUAUCCUGCCAAUGAACGUUUUUGGUACUUCAGCAGAAAAACCUUCACAGAAACUUUUUAUAUGAAACUAAAACAGUCUGAAGGAAAAAGCCACACUAGUGCUGGGGAUGCAAUUUAUGAAGUUGUCAGUCUACAAAGAGAAUCUGCAAGAGAGGAAGAGUUGGUCAGCCCAACAAGUGGAGGAGGGCCUAUGUCAUCCCAGGAGGAUGAGGCAGAAGAAGAGAGUGAUAAUGAACUCUCCAGUGGCACUGGUGAUGUGUCAAAGGAUUGUCCUGAGAAGAUUUUGUAUUCCUGGGGAGAAUUAUUGGGGAGAUGGCACAAUAAUCUUGUUGUGAGACCAAACGGAUUAUCUACCCUGGUGAAAAGCGGUGUUCCGGAAGCACUAAGGGCAGAGGUUUGGCAGUUGCUGGCAGGAUGCCACGACAACCAGGCAAUGCUGGAUAAAUACAGAAUUCUCAUCACAAUGGAUUCUGCUCAAGAGAGCGUCAUUACACGAGAUAUUCAUCGUACAUUUCCAGCACAUGAUUAUUUCAAAGAUACAGAAGGAGACGGUCAGGAAUCUCUAUACAAAAUCUGUAAGGCAUACUCUGUCUAUGAUGAAGACAUCGGCUAUUGCCAGGGACAGUCUUUCCUUGCAGCUGUGCUUCUACUUCAUAUGCCGGAGGAGCAGGCAUUCUGUGUAUUUGUGAAAAUAAUGUAUGACUAUGGCUUGAGGGACCUCUACAGAAAUAACUUUGAAGAUCUCCAUUGCAAAUUUUUCCAGCUGGAGAAGUUAAUGCAGGAGCAGUUACCCGACUUGCACAGCCAUUUCUCAGACCUCAAUUUGGAGGCUCAUAUGUAUGCAUCCCAGUGGUUCCUCACUCUUUUUACUGCCAAGUUUCCACUCUGCAUGGUCUUCCACAUCAUUGACUUACUACUUUGUGAGGGUAUGAACAUAAUCUUCCAUGUAGCCUUGGCUCUCUUAAAGACCUCAAAAGAGGACCUUCUACAAGCUGAUUUUGAAGGAGCUUUAAAAUUCUUCAGGGUUCAGUUGCCCAAGAGGUACAGAGCUGAAGAGAACGCCAGAAGACUGAUGGAACAAGCUUGCAACAUUAAGGUGCCAACAAAAAAGCUGAAGAAAUAUGAGAGAGAGUACCAAACAAUGCGAGAGAGUCAGCUGCAGCAGGAAGAUCCUAUGGACAGAUACAAGAGGGAAAACCGCAGGCUCCAAGAAGCAAGCAUGCGGCUGGAGCAGGAGAAUGAUGACCUUGCCCACGAGCUUGUAACAAGCAAAAUUGCCUUACGGAAUGACCUGGACCAGGCUGAAGACAAAGCGGAUGUUUUGAACAAGGAACUUCUCCUGACCAAACAGAAGCUAGUGGAGACUGAGGAAGAGAAACGGAAGCAGGAAGAGGAAACUGCUCAGCUGAAGGAAGUCUUCAGGAAGCAGCUAGAGAAGGCAGAAUCCGAGAUCAAGAAAACCACAGCCAUUAUUGCAGAGUAUAAACAGAUUUGUUCCCAGCUGAGUACCAGGCUGGAAAAACAACAAGCAGCCAGUAAAGAUGAACUGGAAGUUGUGAAGGGUAAAGUGAUGGCCUGCAAACACUGCAGUGAGAUUUUCAGUAAGGAGGGGGCACUGAAGCUGCCUGCUGUAAGCACGGAGAAUAAAGGCAUAGAGACAGAUGAUGAGAAGGAUGCACUGAAGAAGCAGCUGAGAGAGAUGGAGCUGGAACUUGCACAGACCAAACUGCAGCUUGUGGAGGCCAAGUGCAAAAUUCAGGAGCUGGAGCACCAGCGAGGAGCCCUAAUGAAUGAAAUCCAAGCUGCCAAAAACUCUUGGUUUAGCAAAACCCUGAACUCUAUCAAAACGGCCACAGGCACGCAGCCACCGCAGCAGCCUCAGCCGGCCCUGCCACCCAAAGAGGGCAGUACAUAGUUCCAGCCAGAGCCGAUACCAGAGCACAAAGAACACCACAACCGAAACCCUGGAGGAUUCUUCCAGUGGUCUCUCCUCUUGGGGAAAGGACAAAAGGCAGGAGUGCAGGCUUGAAGUGAAAUUCUUUGGUGUUUUUCAUUCAUUCUGAUGUGACCCUUUUCGAAGGGGAAAAAAAGUAAUUCCUGUUUUAUGUUGAAUUCUGACUUCCCAAACUGCCUUGCUGAAAGCCACGUUCUGAUACCUUCAUACUUUUACACUUUAUUUUAUAUGACUAGAUGUUAAAUAAAUACUUCAAAACUAGGUCUUUAAUACAUGACUAAUUAUUCAGAAUUAUUUUUAUCUUACAUAGAAGGUUUUUUCUUCUUCUGGAGGAAGAGAGAGACUGGAAAAUGUAAAGUACUGAAGCAUAAUCUCUUCCUAGAAAGCACAGUGUAGUAAGUACUAGCGUGUGUGCGGGUGUCUAGGAUAACUUACGCCCUGGGACCAUCUCAGAAGUUUACCGCAGUGACCGUGUCCUGCAGAGAAGCACUUUUUGUAAAGCUUAGGCCAUAGCAAAGAUAGUCUUGUGCUUUCUUGGCACAAUCGUUUAUGAGCUUCCCUGAUCAUUUCUUAGUUCUGAUUGUUUUUUCUUCAGAAAUACAAGUAGUGCAGUUCUCUGUAGCACUCUGGUUUAAAGGCUAUUUACAGCUGAACUGGAAUUUAACAUAACAUUAUCUAGUUCCCUUUCUUAUUUCAUGUUUAUACUAAGAAUUCCAAGAAAUCAUUCCUUCCACUGGGAUAAAGGGAAAACUGUUCAACAUUUAUUUGAUGUUUUUGCUGAGAAGCAGAGUGAAGACCUUGCAUAGUUGUGACCUUUUGUAAAUCCUGUGCAAUAAAGGGUAGGUUUUAUGAAUAAAAUUAAUGAAAACCUUUCCCUAGGUCUGUAUUCAAAUUCUGAAUUUGACACAGAAAUGAGGUAUCAGAUAAAAACCCCAAAAGGCUUGUGCUGCACUGAUGAAUAAAACAACACAGAAGCAAGAUCUGUUUGCUAGAAGUAUUUGGUUAGGAGAUGCUACGUUGGUAUUACUUAUUUUUAUAAAAACAAGCAUUUUCAAGGGGAAUACAAAACCUAGACUUUUCCGUGGGGUAGACUUCUCUGAUGAUUCCCAGACCUGUCUGGUUGUUUUAUAUCUCUUAAGGUAAGAAAAUUCAAAAGCAUUUGUUUUGACUGAACAUAAAGUGUUUAUAGAAAUACUUAUUUCAUGGAAAUUUAAACUAUUGCUCAAACUGAUGGAAUAUUUUUUUAAUUAUACCUGUCAUGUCUAAAGAUGGUCUUGCAGGUAAAUAUAAUUGCUGGACUAAAGGUUGUGUAUUAAUUGUUCCAUUUACAAAAUUGUUCCAGGGACGUUAGUUCUGUUUUGAUUUUUUUUUUUUUUAAUUCUAAGGAAUGCCGUAUCUUGUCAGUUUUGUACAAUAAAAUUUAAUGAUACCCAUCUUGUGCUUUGUUGUCAAGCAUAAUUGUGAAUUAUUUUAAACAGGGUAGUACAAAUUUAAUGUUACCUGUGCCAAAGGAAUGAUUCUGAAAGGCAGUCAGCUGUUUGAAGUAGAGAUCAAAAUAUAAUCAGUAUCCUGACACAACUAUCCUGCAACGAAAUUCUCUCUUCUAAGAGUAAGGAGUUAAAAAAUGUUAAUAUUUUAAAAUGCACCUGCAGGAGCAGUGAUUAUCCGGAAAUAUUAAUACAGUGAGAAAAAAGGGGGUGGGGGAGCAGAAGGAAUUUCUUUUGCAAAUAUUA